GUCCUCGUCGGUGGAACAGCAGUGAUGGCGUGUCCUGUCGAUGACGUCAACGCCUACAGAGUCACGUGGACAAAAGAGAACAGUCUAUUGGCUGAGAUACCACAAGUUGGCACGCCCCUCAUCCCUCCGGCCUUAUCAGGUAGAGUAAGUGUAAACGGAAGUGACGUCAUAAUCCAAGGGGUUGAACUUCUGGACGAAGGCUCUUAUACCUGUGCUGUACUGGAUACAAGUUUCACUACCGAGGUCUCAACAGUGGGCCUUCUGGUUAGAGUCCAGCCCCAGACCCCGGUCAUCACGCUUUCUGGUUCCCCGGCCGCCGGUCAGCUGCAGCCCGGCACGAACGUGACGCUGGUCUGUCACAGCUGGUCAGGCCGUCCGGCAGCGCAACUCACCUGGUACAGGGACGGACACCUAGUCAACGGCACCUAUCUAGCUGUGCACGACCCCGACGGUUUUGGCAGCGCCACCGUGACGGUGCCGUUAACAGUGACGGAGGCGGAUGACGGUGUUGUGUACGAGUGUGUGGCGUCCGGCCCGGCUCCUAUCGUCACGCAAACCGCCACGGUUACACUGGAUGUCGCGACAGUUCAAACACCAGCUGUUAUCAAGACGACCGUACCAUCACAUGUGGACUCACCUGGAAUAACAACAGACCUACCAGCCGGUGGAGUGGCGGCGCUAGCCGGUUCUAGAGCCCUGCUGUCCUGUGACGUCGGUAAUGUGCCGGUGGCUAAAAUCACCUGGGAGAAUGACAGGGGGCUGGUAGCUGAGCAAACGACAGGAUCAGUUGCCCUGAUUCCCCCCGUACUGAGGGACAGGGUACAGGUGAACGGAAGUGACGUCAUCAUGGAUCCGGUACUGGUGUCGGAUGAGGGCCAGUACUCCUGCACUGUUCUACACAGGGACACGUUCCAAGAACUUACCGACACUGUGGACUUGCUUGUCAGAGUCCAGCCCCAGGCCCCGGUCAUCACGAUCCCAGGUUCCCCGGCCGCCGGUCAGCUGCAGCCCGGCACGAACGUGACGCUGGUCUGUCACAGCUGGUCAGGCCGUCCGGCAGCGCAACUCACCUGGUACAGGGACGGACACAGCGUCAACGGUGUGUACACGUCAUCCGCUGACGUAGACGGUUACGCUAACGCGACCUUAGCCGUGACCUUGACGGUGACGGCGGCAGACGACGGCGUGACGUACGAGUGCGUGACGUCAGGACCUCCGCCCGUCGUCACAGAGAGAGUAGAGGUCACAUUAAGGGUUCUUCUUCCCACCACUACAACAGUAGUUACAACCACAGAAACUACAACGAGAGAAACUACAAGUACAGAAGAUACAGCGACUACAAGACGAACUACAACGCAGAACAGCGACAGCCAUGCUACAGUACCAUCAGCCACUGGGACGGUACAAACGACAGGAAAGGGAGACCAAACAGAUGAGUCACACACGACACGCACGCCUCCAGGCGGAGGAGUGGUAGAAGCGCAGUCGGGAACUCCGCUCUUGACCGAGCCGCAGAUCAUCCUGGUGGUGAUCGGGACCGCCAUGUUACUGGUCAUCCUCGUGGCCUCAGUCGUCGCGGUGCAGAAAGGGUGCUUCAGGAGCAAGUGGGAAGCAAACUUGACGACCGGCAGUAUAAGCCAGUCGGUGGGGAGCAGCUACAGGGCCAACAUCCUUUACGCCAACGCCGGAAACGGAUAUGACGGCCCUGCCAGUGAAAUGGAGAUGAAGAACAAAGAACUCAUCAAACCUCCUCCGGAAAAAAUCAUUUAAAUCUAGAAAUAUCAGUUAUGGUGCAAUCACAUUGGCCAUAGGUCGUCGCACGACGUUGUGGAAUUUUAAAGCAGAUUGUGGCAGAACCAACCGCCGACAACGAUACAACACAGACAUUUUGGAAAUAAGGAUGUAAGACAGCCAUUUUCAAAACAAGACAGCUAAUUAAAUUAUGCAGCAGAACACUGGCAGGACUAGUCCCCUGUCCUCAGUUUUGAAUCGUACGACGAUCAUACAACGUCUUUACAUCGUACAAUGACACUUACGAGUAGCUAAACAUUACGUUUGUAGUAGUAAAUGCACAUUCUUAGGUACUUUACUUCUUUACAUUCUUAGGUAAUCAAUAUUUACAGAGGUAUUUAAAAAGUUUGUCAGAAAAUUUGAAAAUACGUUGAUGACCUACGUGUAUAUUUCUUAACGCCAAAUUUCUAGUAGAAAGACGUCAAAUUCUCUAGGGUUUAGAACUAGUAUUUAGUGGUAUUUUUAAACACGACUUCUUGUUUUUCCUCUGGUAUUUCAAGUUCUUGACAAUGGAGUCGUCACCUGUUGUGCCCCUUUCACGCCCACAAAACCACCCACCUCUUCGAAAGGGAAGUAAAAACAUCGGGAGAAACUGUCUUGUCCAAUCGCAUGGCGUGUCACAGAAGGCAUUCCGUCCGUCAUUCAGUCUAACCAACUGUGGCGACCCUAUUGUUGACCUGAAAAACUUCGUUUUCACCAGACCCCUGAGAAAACCAGCGGGCGUGAAGCCAAGCAAAACAUGGCUUAAAUGUUUCACUAGGGCUUUAGACAGGUUGAAGAGUUAGGCUAUGUAUUAAAGUUGUCACAUUUUGUAUUUAGUUGCCGUUUUGCUUCAACUGAUGUAUUCAAUUUAAGUCCAGCAGUUCGUUUCACAUACAAAUGUAGCUAGUGGGGGAUAUAGUAGAUCAGGGAACCGUGUUAACCCCUUGAGAGCCUCGCCAGGUGUGCUCAAGCAAGCGGUUGAUUGACAGUAUUGUCCGGG
Molecule: messenger RNA, 2773 nt
Organism: Branchiostoma belcheri (Belcher's lancelet)
Lineage: Eukaryota; Metazoa; Chordata; Leptocardii; Amphioxiformes; Branchiostomatidae
Product: kin of IRRE-like protein 1
Exons: 14
Coding region: 25-1770 (581 amino acids)
Source: RefSeq, a predicted model, not a curated record